Messenger RNA from Brettanomyces nanus, 1308 nucleotides. RefSeq lists its product as uncharacterized. NCBI's taxonomy places the organism in Eukaryota, Fungi, Ascomycota, Pichiomycetes, Pichiales, Pichiaceae. Gene Ontology annotation, biological process: protein transport to vacuole involved in ubiquitin-dependent protein catabolic process via the multivesicular body sorting pathway. The transcript has a single exon. The coding region runs from base 1 to 1308 and encodes 435 amino acids. Gene Ontology annotation, molecular function: ubiquitin binding; phosphatidylinositol binding. Gene Ontology annotation, cellular component: ESCRT-0 complex. The record is from RefSeq and is a predicted model, not a curated record.
AUGUCGAUACAAGAAACAAUUGACAAGGCCACUUCGGCAGACUUGACAGAAGACGACUAUGCUCUAUUACUCACUGUGGUGGAUAAAGUGAAAGAAGAUCCUAAUAAUAACAUAUCAGAGUCAAUUGAAUAUGUCAAGACGAAGCUACUCUCUACUAAUGCCAAUGUAGUUCUUCGAACCGUUACGCUGGUAGAUUUUUUUGCUGAGAACUGUGGUGCCAUGAUGAAGGCGGAGAUCGCCAAAAGGCAGUUUGUGGACGAUUAUUUGUUGCGAACGAUUGACAACUCUCGAAUGCACGUGACUGUAAAGUAUGCGCUGAUCAAAGAGAUUUAUAAGCUAAGUAAGUCAUUCAGAGGUGACGAUAGUUUGAGAAUUAUGGAAGACACUUUUAGGAACUUACAGGGAAGCUACAGAUACCUAUGUCAGCAGGCUGUUAGUGAGGUUGACAGUGGUCGAGAGCCUGAUCUUAGUGGGAAUAACGUUAUGGCUUCGUCUCAACAGGAGGAGGAGGAUUUGAAGAAGGCCAUAGAGUUGUCUUUGGAGGAGCAGGGUGCUACAGGUGGUGCUACAGGUGGUGCUACAGGUGGUGCUGCAGGUGGUGCUGCUGGUGGCGCUACCGCUCAGGCCAACACUAUAAACCCCACAUCAUCCUCUGUGGCUGCUCCUCGCAAAGUGCGCGCCCUAUACGAUCUCUCUACAGAUGAUCAAGACACUCUCUCCUUGAAACAAGGUGACAUCAUUACGGUGAUAGAGCCUGUUAACAAUGACUGGAUUCGGGGCUGCUUGCGUGGAAAAAUGGGAAUUGUUCCUUCCAACUACGUGGAAAGUGUGCCCGAGACAUCGGAACAGGAUCUGGAGCAGUUGAAAGACAGUUUGAGCCGGUCUUUUGAUAUAGAAGUUAUCUUGUCCAAACUUAUGGAUCUCAAUACCAAGGUUAAAACUUUAAACGUAUCCAAUCAAGAGUUCGAGAACUACUUGAUCAAGGAUAGUAUUCCUUCUAAGCUGGAGGAACUUCAAUUGGUGCGGAUUCAGUUGAAAAAAUUGUUGGAUCUGUACAAAUUGAAGAUAUCCGAGCUCGAGAGUAUGGAGCAGGACAUCGGUUCCAGUGUUUCCUUAUACAGAGAGCUUCUAGUCCACUCGAAUCAGCAGCAAUUGGCUCCUCCAAGCGCUUACAUUCCUUCGCUUACAUCACAGACUUCCGAAAUGUCCCUCAAUCAGCAACCCAAACCACCAGCUAUGCCCACUCAGCCCCAGGCACAACAGAAUUCUCAAAGCUACGGCUUCAACUAUCCAAAUCCACCUUUCUAA